Messenger RNA from Parascedosporium putredinis, 2748 nucleotides. NCBI's taxonomy places the organism in Eukaryota, Fungi, Ascomycota, Sordariomycetes, Microascales, Microascaceae. The record is from the annotation of a GenBank genome assembly.
AUGAUCAAUAGACCGUCCUAUCGCUUCGUUGGGCCCUCGAUCGUGGUCGUUGCCGCUUCCUACCUGCUGUAUACCUCUAUCGGACACCAUAAUUGUCACUCUGGCCGGUUUUGCGGCGCCAUCACGCAGGCGACUUUCAUCACUCCGUCCGGGGUGGAAGUGCCCUUGAAUUCUAUAAACAAGGACCGGCUAGACGACUGGGCGUCGACCGCACUUGACCCUAAGGCCACUGACCCGCAGACCGCUUGCAAAGGCUACAAGAUUUCGAACAUCAAAACCUCGAGAUAUGGCUUGACGGCAGACCUGGAUCUAGGAGGACGCGAAUGCAAUGUGUACGGCAACGAUGUGUGGGAGCUAACCCUGCUCGUCGAACACCAAGCAAAAGAUCGACUGCAUGUCGAGAUAUUGCCUCGCUUCCUCAGCCCUCGUAAUGAGUCCUGGUACAUUCUCCCGGAAGUUUUGAUCCCGAAGCCCAAGGUCGAAGAUGACUUCGAAGGCAAGGAGAGAGACCUGCAGUUCAUCCUCGAAGAGGGUGAUGCCUUUGCGUUUACGGUACAGAGGACGUCCACUGGAGAAACGCUGUUUACAACGGUCGGGUCCAAUAUAGUAUUUGAAGACCAGUUCUUCGAGAUUACGUCCCGCAUGCCAGAGGAUUACAAUCUGUAUGGCCUUGGAGAGGUUAUGCACAGCUUCAGGCUCGGAAAUAACCUCACAACUGAUGCGGGCGACCCGAUUGACGAAAACAUCUAUGGUUCCCACCCGGUAUAUCUGGAUACGAGAUACUACAAAGUGGACCCAGAGACCGGUAAACAGAUGUAUACGCGGGAUGCGAAAGAUACCAAUGAGAAAUACGCUUCGUACACUCACGGAGUUUUCCUAAGGAAUGCGCACCCUCUUGAGGUACUUCUCCGGGACGAGAAGCUCGUCUGGCGCGGCCUAGGCGGGACUCUCGAUUUCUACUUCUACUCUGGCCCGACGGCCAAAGACGUCAUACGGCAGUAUCAGACGAGCACUAUCGGGUUACCGGCUAUGCAGCAGUACUGGUCACUAGGGUUCCACCAAUGCCGCUGGGGUUACUCGGGAUGGCAGGAGCUCCAAAAGUGCUACGAAGAGGGUGCCCAAUUUCUGGACCGUAUUCACGAAAACGGGCAACACUUUGUUCCCAUUGUCGACUCGGCAAUCUACGCUCCAGAUCCCGGAAACCCAGAUGACAACUACGACACCUUUGACCGGGGCCUGGAGGCUGAUGCAUUCAUGAUGAAUCCUGACGGAUCUCUGUAUAUUGGCCAGGUCUGGCCCGGCUAUACCGUUUUCCCUGAUUGGAUUGGCGCGGUCCUGAACGACAGCAAAACGUUUGAAUGGUGGACGGACGAGCUUAGCCGAUGGUACCAGCAUGUGAAGUUUGACGGCAUCUGGAUUGAUAUGUCCGAGGUAUCCUCCUUUUGCGAGGGCAGCUGCGGAUCAGAUCGCCUAGGCGGGCCCGAUUCACCACCCCACUUCCUCACCGGUACUCCGGAGCGGGCGCUCCAAAUGGCCGAAGAGGAACGCAUGAGGCACCGCGUUACUGGCCCGCACCAUCGCAACGUCAACCGACCGCCUUACAUGAUUAACAAUGUCCACGGCCAUAUUUCCAUCAAAGCGGUCGCGCCGGAGGCGGUGCACCACGGCGGCGUUCUCGAGUACGACGUCCAUAAUCUCUUUGGCCACCAGAUCCUCAACGCUACAUACACCGCCCUGAGGACCAUCCAGCCGGACAAACGACCCUUCAUCAUCGGGCGGUCCACGUUUGCAGGCUCGGGCAAGUGGACCGGUCACUGGGGCGCUUUCGUUUUCCAUCUUUGGGUUCCCCAUGUUUGGCAUCGACGCUUGCGGCUUCAGCUUGAGAGCGACGCCGAGCAGUGCGCCCGCUGGAUGGAGCUGGCGGCCUUCUUCCCCUUUUACCGGAACCACAAUGAAGUAGAGAAGCCGUCCCAGGAGCCGUACAUCUGGGACGUGGUGGCCGAGGCAUCCCGCCGAGCCAUCAAGGUCCGGUACGCGCUCCUUCCUUACUUUUACACGCUCAUGCAGCGGGCACACGAGCGCGGAGACACGGUGCUCCGGGCGUUGGCGUGGGAGUUCCCCGAGGAGCCGUGGCUCGCCGACGCCGACAGACAGUUCCUGGUCGGCCCCGCCAUCCUCGUCACGCCCGUGCUGGUCAAGGGCGCCACGACGGUCGACGGCGUCUUCCCCGGCUCCGGCAGCGGCACGGUCUGGUACGAUUGGUACACGCUGAACAAGGUGCAGGCUUCGCGCGGCGAAAACGUCACGCUCUCGGCGCCCGUCGAGCACAUUCCCGUGCACGUUCGCGGCGGGCACGUCGUCGCGCUCCAGGAACCAGGCAUGACCACACGGGAAAGCCGGCAGGGUGCGUGGGAGCUCAUCGUCGCCCUCGACGGGGCUGGCUCAGCGCAAGGCGAGCUGUACAUUGACGAUGGCGAGAGCAUCAUACAGAGUGAGACUUUGACGGUUGAUUUUUCGGUAAAACAAUCAUCUCUGACAGCCAAGCCCCACGGCUCGUACAGAGACACGAACCGCCUCAAGCAAGUCACCGUCCUCGGCGUCACCCCCAUCUCCAGCGUAUCCCUCAACGGGCGCGCCCUGACGAGCGGAUGGGAGUUUGUCCAAGACGUUGGCGCCCUCAAGGUCGACCUCUCGGCGUACACGGCCGGCGGCGCGUGGAGCGCCGAGUGGGUCUUGUCGUGGACCUGA